GCACAUCUCACUGCUACACGUGUUUCAGUGAGCAGCUCCCGAUCAACACACCAGACAUGAGUUCCCAAGUCAGACAAAACUUCCACCAGGACUGUGAGGCAGCCAUUAACAGGCAGAUAAACCUGGAGAUGUAUGCCUCCUAUGUUUACCUCUCAAUGGCGUAUUACUUUGAUAGGGAUGAUAAAUCCCUGCCAAACUUUGCCACGUUCUUCCGCGCACAGUCCACAGAAGAGCGUGAGCACGCAGAGAAGCUGAUGAGUAUGCAGAACAAGAGGGGAGGCAGGAUCUUUCUGCAGGACGUCAAGAAACCGGAUAGAGAUGAGUGGGGGAGCGGCCUGGAGGCUUUGGAGUGCGCCCUGCAGCUGGAGAAAAGUGUAAACCAAUCUCUCCUGGACCUGCAGAAAAUGGCUACAGAACACGAGGAUCCUCAUAUGUGUGACUUCAUAGAAACCCAUUUCCUGGACGAGCAGGUGAAAUCCAUCAAACAGCUUGCCGACUGGAUCUCAAAUCUGCGGCGCAUGGGAGCCCCUCAGAACGGCAUGGCCGAGUACCUCUUUGACAAACACACCAUGGCUGAGGAAAGCAAUUAAACCCCAAUGCUACGCUACACUGAUCGUCCUGCUCCCCUCUGCAUGCCAACCUGCCCCCAAACCCUGAAAUGAACUACAUACUGUAUGUUUGGAAAAGCCAUAGAUCUCUGUGUAACCUGGACUGCUGCUUCCCUCACGCCCUGUUACAUUACAGAUUACAAACUAGUCCAGGAGUGUUUUGUAAGAAUA
Messenger RNA from Limanda limanda (common dab), 779 nucleotides. It is a transcript of the gene fth1b, whose product is annotated as ferritin, heavy polypeptide 1b. Gene Ontology annotation, cellular component: cytoplasm. The coding region runs from base 57 to 590 and encodes 177 amino acids. The record is from RefSeq and is a predicted model, not a curated record. Gene Ontology annotation, molecular function: ferrous iron binding; ferric iron binding. The transcript is spliced from 5 exons. NCBI's taxonomy places the organism in Eukaryota, Metazoa, Chordata, Actinopteri, Pleuronectiformes, Pleuronectidae. Gene Ontology annotation, biological process: iron ion transport; intracellular iron ion homeostasis.